UCUGUUAAACUUAUUGAACAUUGCUAGUUAUUUAUAUUUGAAAACAAUUCUAUAGUUUCAUUUUGUUCUCUUUCUUUAUCAUUGUUUUUGUUAAUUUAGUUUGAUUGUUUGAAGAAUGAAUAAUGCGUUUUUAAUUUAACUAUGAGAUUUUCAUAUGUGGCUACAAAAUAUUUAUUCACUAUAUGUUACAUUUAGUCACUAUCAAGAUAGCAACGCAAUAAAGGAUUCAUCUAUAAAGCAAAAAGCCUAUGGACCCAUAUCUUCAGUUUCGCUCAGGCAAUGUUGGUGAGUUUAGUGAGUCAACUCCAUCUGAGAUACAACCAAAUUCUAGUCAACCCAAUGAUAAUGCAGAUGGUGCUAGUGGACAAAAGAAAACUAGAGGUCCCACUCAAAUGCGUAAUAUUUGGGGUACUCGUGAUGAUGAGCGCCUAACAGUCAAUUGGAACAAACUUGGCCAACCUGAUGACAAAUUGGCAACAAAGUUAUCAUCGUUCAUUGGAACUAUUGUGCGUGAUGGGAAAAAUGCACCACUCAUUUACAAGAAUUGGCAUAAAGUCCCAGAACAUUACAAAGAUCACAUAUGGGCACUUGUACAGGAUGAAAUGAAUGAGAGGACAACCUUAAAUGCAAAUUUAUCGAAUAAGGGCCCAAAUGAUGCAUUUGGACAAGUGAUGGGUAAAGAAAAACAUGGACGAGUUCGCAUGUAUGGAUUAGGUGUCUCCUCGUCUAAUUUAUGGAGAGAUACAUCUGGUCAUAAAGCAAACCAAGACAUAACAAUGGAUGUUAUGGAAGCUGAAAAUUCAGAGCUAAGGUCCAAAGUUUUCCAUGUUCAGCAUGCUCCGAAUAAAUUGACAAACACAUCUAAUCAGGCCACAACAACUUCUACUCCUCUCGACAUGGCAGCUCGACAUUAAGCAUGGUCUUUGUCAUCAAUACAAGAUACUUCUUUUACUCAGGUAAGAGAUAUAGUUGCUCUAAAAAGUAUCAUUAGGCCAACAGAAACAAUUGCAAUCGGAGUACUUAAAAGCAUAGACGCAUCUAAAGAAGUAGAAGGGGACGAAUUGGGACCUGAAUAUUGGGAGGUACAUGUUCAAGUGCCAAUCAAACCUAAUGAGAGCUUGAUCCGAUCAUAUGGACUUGUCAAAGCAGUUGGACAAGCUAUUGGAGCUCAUGUUGCUUGGCCUGCUUCAUUUGUGAUUUCACAAGUUAUGGAUGCUAGUCGAGAAUAUUUAUGCAAGUGAGGUUGAGAAUUUGGGAACUGAUUUUAUUUUUGAUACUUU
Camellia sinensis is the source of this 1280-nucleotide messenger RNA. NCBI's taxonomy places the organism in Eukaryota, Viridiplantae, Streptophyta, Magnoliopsida, Ericales, Theaceae. The record is from RefSeq and is a predicted model, not a curated record.